This is a messenger RNA of Myzus persicae (green peach aphid), 3940 nucleotides long. It is a transcript of the gene hbn, whose product is annotated as retinal homeobox protein Rx3. Lineage: Eukaryota; Metazoa; Arthropoda; Insecta; Hemiptera; Aphididae. Gene Ontology annotation, biological process: regulation of transcription by RNA polymerase II. The coding region runs from base 159 to 1061 and encodes 300 amino acids. The transcript is spliced from 4 exons. Gene Ontology annotation, molecular function: RNA polymerase II transcription regulatory region sequence-specific DNA binding; DNA-binding transcription factor activity, RNA polymerase II-specific. The record is from RefSeq and is a predicted model, not a curated record.
GUGAGAGAAGGCCCACACCAUCGAUCACGGUGAAAAUUCUCCACUACACAUUUAAAAUUACGAUCACGUAGACGUAGUGAUCGUCGUCGUAGUCAUUAAAAGUGAUAAUAUACCUACAUACAACAAUAACAACGGAUACCUAUAUAAUAUUAUACAAUAUGGAUACUACCAAAUCGGCCAGGAAUGUAUACAGCAUUGAUCAAAUUCUAGGAACUACACAUCCAUCUAAAAACGAAAAUACUAGUGUUCAUUGCCAAUCGAAAUUGGAUGCAUUAUAUGCUGCUAGUGGGACCGAUCCAUCGCUACAUCGGUCCGACGAACACGAUGACGAUAAACCGCGAAAAGUUCGCCGUAGUAGAACAACAUUCACCACAUAUCAAUUACAUCAAUUAGAAAGAGCUUUUGAAAAAACUCAAUACCCUGAUGUAUUUACCAGAGAAGAACUCGCCUUACGAUUGGAUCUCAGUGAAGCCAGAGUGCAGGUAUGGUUUCAAAACCGUAGAGCUAAAUGGAGAAAACGAGAAAAAUCAAUGGGCAGAGAAUCCAAUCCAUACAUACCUGACCACACAUUGUUCAGAAACGACUGUUUGCCCGUGGCACCCUCGCUAGGUGGCCCGCUGCCGUUCCUCACGCCCGAACAGUUCUGGCCGAGCAUCGUGUUCAACCCGGCUGCCGCAUCCGCGUUCCUGCUCGGCCUGCCGUGGCACCACCAUCACGCCGCCCAGCCGUCGGCCACCGCAGCGGCCGCGUCGUAUCAGUCGUCCGUACACAAGGCGCUGUCCGAGCGGAUCAUCACCGCCAACCAGUGGCCGGCUGCCGCGCUACAGACGUCGUCCUCCGAACCGCACAGCCCGUCGUCCGCGGGAUCGUCCAGCCCCGUCACGGCGCUGUCGCCACCCCACGAGCCGUCGGUGGACGCGGCCACAGUCGCCGCCGCCGAAAGUCGAUCGCCCUACCUGAACGAUAACGAUGACGAUGAUGACGACGACGACAACGACAACGACAACGACGAAUCCGGCAGGUGUUCGCCGUCCGUUUUGAUGGGAAACGUUUCCUGUUAGUAUGCGCUGCCGAGGCGGUAUAUUCUACACAUAUAUUACCUGCAAUUAGGAACCGACCGCUUUAUAUAGUUAUUAUUUCUCUUCGGCCACCCCCUACCACCCCCUGAUCUUCAAGACCAUCUUCCCCUAAUUUGACGUAUUUGAUUGGUAUUAUUGUUUUUUUUUUUUAUACGACGUGAUUUUUUAUUCAUACCUAAGAUUUAUAUAAUAUAUAAUUGUCGAUUAGAGAUUAAAUAAAAGAAAAAGUAUAAAAAAUAAUUUUACUUAGGUUAUUUUGUAAAUGCCUUAUACCGAUCUUACCAUUAUAUUCUGUAUGAUAAUAACAGUAGGUACAUUUUUGCAAACAUUUACUUAUUUUUUACCAUUUUUUAUGGCAACAAACUAUACAACAACAUUACAACCAAUACGUUUCUGGGAACAUAGGCUACCUACUCACAGAACCCGAUUAUUGAACUGUAAAUUGUAAUAUUAUGUACUAGGUAUAUAGUAUUAUUAUAUUAUUAUAUGCAAAUAAUGUACAGAUAAUCAUACUAUUUAUAAUUGAUGCCUUAAAACUCGAAUGCAUGGUGUAAGUACUUAUCUAUUAGCCUAAGGCCUACUGAUAGGUUGACCAUACCCACUUUAGUUCACGUGAUUUCUUUAAAGUUUAUAAAAAAUCUAGAUUUUUUUUAAUUUCGGAGUCUCCACCUCUCCCUGAGCCAGUCUAUACACUGUCGAUUUUUAAUUCUAUUCAGGAGGCCUGUUUCCAUGAUAAAAAAUCAAGUGAACUAAAAUGGGUAAGGUCAAACCAUCAAUAGCUCCCUGUCUAUAUGUAGCUCGUCAUUAUAUCGAACGAUAUUGGUUCAGUAUUAAUAAACAUCAAAUUGUCGAAAUUUUCAAAAAAAUAUUAAGCUUCAAUAAAAUUAUAAGGUCGUAUCUAGUACCUAUAUGGCUAUAUGCACCUAGCCUCGACACUCAUUAGUUACUGGUUAGUGGUUAUUACUCGUUACCUAUCCAAAGUAUUGUCCUUUCAUAAAAUCUAUAUAGGUACAAUUAUUGCAACAAUUUAAUUGUUAAUGGUCAGUCUGCAGUCUAUUGAGUAGUAUGUAUACGGAAAAUAAGUAUUCUAUAACAUUAUUCUGGUAUACAUAUUGAUACCUAAUCGACUAUAAUUAACAAUACUAUUGUUAUAAUUAUAUAGCUGUAUAGCAUUAAGUAUUGAUCACUUAUAUAUAAAUAUAAAUGUAUCGUCCAUCAUCCUCUUGACUUUUGCCUUCGACCGUCAGUCAUCGUCAUUAUAAUAAUAAUAUUAUAUAAUACCUAUGUAACAUAUAAUAUGUAUGUAAACAUAUUUCAUUCGAUCAUUUCGCGAAACGCGAACUAAUUUCAACUUUAACUAAGCGGGUUGUAGGUAGUUAGGUAGGUACUCGAUCAUUUUAUAAUUGAGUUUGUAAACUAAUAAUAUAAACAAUAUACUUGUAAUAAAAUGUUAAUCGUUUACCACACUCUGUAGUCUGUAUGUAAUAUAUACGAUAAAUAUGUAUAUUAUGUAUGUGUAUUAUAUAAUGUGUAUCGUAAUAUUUCUCGCGAUUUUAAUUUAGUAUAAUAUUCACAGAAUUUUUAUAUUAAAAGUUAUUGGUUUUGUUCGCAAUUAGGUAUAUGGUAGACUGUUAUACACUCGUAACCGAGCAACAGACAACACCGUACCGCGAAUAGCCCGGUAUUAUAGCUAUAGAUACCUCGUGCGUUUAUUGGGAAGUGCAAUUUUAAAUAUUAAACACUUUAGUUACAAUAGCCCAUUUACUUAGGAGUUAAAUGUAAAUAUGUUUCGUAAAAUUGUAUUAUGUAGCUGUACAGUAUAUCUAACAAUAUUAUAAUUUAUACCGUUAAGAUGCGUGAAGGGUUUCUAUAAAAUUGUUUACUGAAACCAUUAACCGUAAUUUUACUGAUGUAGGUACAUAUUUAAUAGAGAUAGAAAAUAUUAUGCAUAACGACGAUCAAUCCUCUCCAAAAUACGUUUUAAGCAAUAUUUUUUAUUUCUCUUUUGCACACGUAAAAGUUGGCAAUUUUCUAAAUGUAACCAUUUUUUUUUUCAUCAAUUAAGUAUACUUAUUACAGACACUCAACCCUUCAGGCAAAUACUCGCUUUAGCAAACUACAAAUAAAAUCUUCAACCUGGUUGAACUACCCGUCCACUCAUUUUACAUAUAUAAAUAUUACAUUUCUUAAGUACGCAUACCUGCCCCGGUAAUGUUUAAAUAUUAAGAAAAAAAUAGAAUAAAAUUACCAGACUAUUAUUUUGUUAACAAUAAAUUAGGUACUAAAGAAUUCUUUUUUUUUUCAUUUAUAUAAUUAUAAUUUACAAUUAAAAGUGUAAUAUUGUUGACUGCUCAAUAAAAUCAAAAUCAAAAAAUGUCAUAUAAGAUUACGUGUGUACUAACCAUUUUAUUGUUUUAAAAUAUAAUAUAUGUUAUAAUUACCAAUAAUAAUAUAAUAAUAUUACUCAUGAUUAAAAACCGGAAACACAAUUCAUUCAAUAACAGUAAUGUGAAAUAAAGUAAUGAAAUGUAAUAACGGCAUUUAAAAAAAGAAUUACGUGGUAUUGAAAUUAUUUAUAGUAGGUACCUACCUAGUCUUAAUUUAAUUUUGAAUACAUUAUUUUUUUUUUUUUUUUGUUGAAUCGUAUUUUGUUGUGUUACGCAAUACUUACCCACUGUUGAAACAUAUAAAAUACUAUUAUUUUUUUUGAUUUUUUCUAAAAACAACUGUAAUAUGUGUAUAUUAUAAUAUCUACCUGAAUAUUGUUUUUGUAUAUAAUAAUAUAUUAUAUAAGAAUAUAAUUGUAUUGUAUGCAAAUAUGUUGUACCUACUCGUAGCCAAAGACUUGAUGGAUGGGUAUU